CGAAAAAAGUACUGAUCUUUCCUUCAAAACUUUGCUCUAGGAUCUGAAUUCGGUAUUCAGCGGAGCGCUCCCACCGCAAGGCAGCAAGGCAGCAUAAUGUCGCGUCAACCGCCCGGAGACAACACGCCCUCACGCGACGUGGUGCUUCCCCAUCCGGCAGAAGACCUCUCGGCGGACGAUGACCUUCUAUCCUGGGUUCUGGUGGACCAGCUAGGAUCUAUGCCCAAUACAAAGCUCGGUGUACAUCCCCAGCAGGUCAAAUUCGUUGGACCUGCCUUCAAGACCGACGAAGUCUUGAAUAUAGUUCGGGAGACUGUCACAAAGGGAAACAUACAAGCAGCUAUGCAGAGGCUACAAGAGUUUCAUCUUUUUCGGCAACAUCUUGAUACCAAAAUUACAGCCGGCCAAAAGGAACGCUUCAUAAAACAUCUCCGGCGAUAUUUGCUGGUACUUCAGCCCGCGUCGCGACUCGAAAUACACCUCACAUCCCGAUACACCUUCAUCACUGGGCACACCGAACUUGCCGUUUUUGCGACUAGACCCUUAAUACCGGGCACUGUCAUGCAAGAGCUACAAGGCAGUGUUGUACCGCUCCCUAAUGAAUGGAGAGAAGAGAUGGACAUUGGAGAUGACUACGCGGUGGAGGCCGCGGGGGAAGAGUCUGAUUCUGAAGAUGAAAACGCAAUGGAGGAAGAGGACGAUGGAAGAGAUACCGAAUCUGCGGCAGAAGGCUCGUCACGACGGCGGAGAGCGAGAGAGGAGAGGAAGCAACAGGGUCAGAGGAGGAGUGAUCGGACGAAGAGGAGAGAUUUCAGCAUUGUCUGGUCGGGGUUGAAGCGGUGCUAUCAGCUGUUCUUGGGCCCGGCCAGAUUUCUGAAUCAUGACUGCAACCCCAAUGUUGAGCUGCUCAGACAAGGAAACUACGUGACCUUUCGAGUGACAAAGCCCAUCAAGAUUGGUGAUGAAUUAACAACGUUCUAUGGAGAAAACUAUUUCGGCAAGAACAAUAAUGAAUGCCUUUGUCUCACAUGCGAGCAGCAAGAGAAAGGUGGCUUCGCGCCGAAACCUCCUCCAACAUCUCGAGCUUCGUCUCGGCGCGGCACCCGGGGUCUUUCGACAACGUCCGACAGUCAAUACCGGUCUCGCCGCGGCUCGACUCGCGACUCGACGUUUGCUCGCGAACCCAGCUCUCUAAGAAAUGAGGUCACUGUGAAAGCAGAGCCCAUGUCUGAUAAUGAAGAAGAAGAAGAGAUAGACUUUGGCCCUUCCAUGACCCUGUUGGCGCAGUCCGGAAGCGGAACGGGAACGGAAGAAGGUUCUUUGUCUGCUGUGGCAGAGGUUUCUAAUGCUGUCACUCCCUUCGAAGAAGGUGAGGAUUGGGGAAACGCCAAAAGGGAAUCAAGUGUGGCCACAGAAGACGAGGAGAACGAACCCCCUCGUCGAGAGCGCUACGCUCGAAAAGCCACUCAGGCAUUGAAACCUUGGCUCCAGCCAAAGCAUAAAGGAAAGUACGUCGAACAGGAGGUCCAAUAUGUCGGCAACGACGAGGAUGUUCCCUGUGAUUUCCCUCGAUGUGCCACAUGUGCCAAGCCCUUGACGGAUCAAAUCUGGUAUAAUGGCCGAUAUUUUGACCACUGUCAGAGGUGCGUUCGACAUGCACUUGUCUUUGAUCUCCCGUGGCCGGCCCAUCGUUCUCAGGAUAUUCAAGAAUAUCCCCCCGCCCAUCUCGUCCCUCCUGGAUACAUUCCUCGCAAAAUCUCCACAGUCCCACUUCCUUCUCUCAGUAAGGCCCCGCGCAUCAAACCUGUCAAAUUCAUCGUCACGGAAGAACAAGAUGGCUAUCACGAUGGCUUCUACGAUCGUCGCGCCCGCCGUUUGCGCGACGAAAUCGACGCCGAAACCUUUGUCAUCGAGUCUCUGCGUGAAGCUGCCUGGUCUGCCCAGGAAGCUAGAGAAGCGGCUCAAGAGGCUAAGGAGGAGGAGAAAAAGCGAAGACUGGAGGAGAAGCGCAAGCUGGAUGCUACGCGGGUCAAGGGAUCUGGUGUAUGGUCCCGAUACGAGUACGUUGACGAGCAAGCGAUACGGAAAAAGGAAGAGGAGAGGUGGAAGGUCCAGCCGGGUCUCACCAGACGAGGAACCGUCCGAAAUGUCCCCCAACCGGACAAGGACGAUGAAGGGGAGGAUCAAAGGCAACCAAUCACGGUCAAGCAGGAAGUGCAGUCGGAGGACGAAGAUUCCGGAACCAAGACCGAGUCUGAAGAGGAUCGCAAUCGACGAGCCGCCAAUAAGGCAGCAGGUUUGGCGAAGAGACGAGAAACCAUGAGGCUCGCGAAAGAAAAGAAGCAGGCUCAAGAUGAAGCGAGAAGGAUCCGCGCAGCAGAGCAGAAGCAAAAGAGAGCCGAGAAACUGCGUGAAGAAAGGGAGGAGAAGGAGAAGCGAAAGACGGAGGGGGCGAGUAGCGGCGAGGAAGAAGAAGAGGAUCGCCAAGUCUUCAAGCGAGUAACGCGGAGCGGCGGCAAGCAUAAUCCCAUCGUUAUUGAUGGUGAGGAUAAUAUCCAGCCUGCUGUACGACGAUCCCCUCGCACUGUCGAGAAACGACCACGUGCUUGGGGUACACAAGGAGCGCCCAUUGUAAUUGACGAUGACGACCUGGAGGACGAGAUUCGGGUGGCCGCCGUUGCCGGCCAUGGCCGUGCCCAAAUGGCAAGGAAGUCCGGGCCCUCGUCUAAGCCAGCACGUAGUCAAUCAGGAGCUGGUGCUGGACCGCAACAAUCUCGCGCAUCGACUUCCGCCCAAAGGUCAAGGUCUACGCCCAAGCAAACCCCCAGGUCAGGUUCUACUGGGGUCAGAUCUAGUGGUAGAAAAACAAAGCCUACCCCGAAAAUGCUGGAACAACCUGUUUCCGGAAGCCGGUCGAGGAGAACGACUGCAGAUGUCGCUACGGACGCAUUUUCUGGGAGUCCUCAGAGCCGGACGCCACGGCUUGUAUUGAAGAUUGCUGCUGCCAGAUCUGUACAAUUGAAUGGGGCGGCAGUCAAUGGCGCAUCGUCACCCGGUCCUUCGUCGACAGCUGCCCGCCCCACAGCAACCCCCAUCGCAUCUUCCAGCAACACGUCUAUCCAGAGCGAGUCGCUGAGAAAAAGGGGAAGACCUCCAGGGACUGGCAAGUGGCAGAUCGCUGCUGCUGCUGCUCUCGCGCGUUCUGCGAAGGACAAGGCAGCCAACACUCCCGAACAAGGUGAUGGUCCCGGUCCGUCAAUCGUAAAUGACAUGGAGAGGCAAAAGGAGAUCCUGCUGCAAGCAGCUGUCGCUAGUACUCCCGAGGAGUCAACGUUUGGGACGGGCAACUUCGACAGCAAGAGCCCGGAGAAGCUCAGGGCAAACGAGGCGAUAAGAAGUCCGCUGAAUGGCAAAGAGACCAAUGGCGUGGGCGGCGGAUCAACUCAUACAUACAAAGGCAAAGGAAAGGCUGCACACCCCAUUGAGUAUCCUGACUACAGCGCUUCCGCCUCCAAGGUGCUCAAGAAGGUUGUGCCCCCUGCUUCGUUCUUUGCCACCGCCGCUCAGCAUGCCCAAUCUCCAAAGGUUCACCCACCUCCCUGGUCGUACACCGCCGCUCAGCAUGCCCCAUCUCCAAAGGUUCACCCACCUCCCUGGUCGUACCCUUCUCAGCCACCUGCCAUUCCCAAGCUGGCCGAUACUACGUUGAACGGGUCAUCCAGCUAUAAGAAAAACCUGAGCACCUCUGCCCAUUGGAGAGGCGAAGUAGCUACAACAAGCGCUUCGUAUAAACCUGGAUCGUUCUCUACCAAUGGAGACCACCGACAGUCGACAACAAAGAGGUUAAUCCCCAGCGAGGAUAUGGUGGCCAGGAGCGCGCGAGAGGAUGUCAAGGGCAAGAAACGAGCCCGACCAGAUCCCGAGUCUCCAUUCCCAUCACCCUCUCAACCUCUGUCGAAGAAGACGCGAACCGACGUUCUGCAUUGAUACGUCUGCAGCGUCUUGAUCCAACAUAGUGAUAUCUUAGUCGAAUAGUCUUACAUUUUACGGGUUGUAUGUUCUUGGAUAUUGCAUUAGUGUCGGUACUGUCUGUAUCCACAUGCAUGUGUUUCUGCU
Cryptococcus amylolentus CBS 6039 is the source of this 4116-nucleotide messenger RNA. RefSeq lists its product as hypothetical. Gene Ontology annotation, cellular component: nucleus. Gene Ontology annotation, molecular function: histone H4K20 methyltransferase activity; protein binding. NCBI's taxonomy places the organism in Eukaryota, Fungi, Basidiomycota, Tremellomycetes, Tremellales, Cryptococcaceae. The record is from RefSeq and is a predicted model, not a curated record. The coding region runs from base 97 to 3987 and encodes 1296 amino acids. The transcript has 11 exons.